AUGGAUGUUCAACCCGGGUCACGGACAAGAUUGGCUGAUCUUUCGGGCACUCCUGACCAGAUAAGCAGAGCUGAGCAGUUGAUAAGUGAUGUUUUUGCAAAGGCUGAUGCUGGCUCAUUUGGCACUAUCUCUAGUUGUGUUGAGCAAUUCCAGAUGCAAAUUGCUAACAACAAGGUAAGCUGGCUGCUUUCUUGA
Molecule: messenger RNA, 195 nt
Organism: Triticum turgidum subsp. durum (durum wheat)
Lineage: Eukaryota; Viridiplantae; Streptophyta; Magnoliopsida; Poales; Poaceae
Source: the annotation of a GenBank genome assembly